CUCCAUUGUAUGCUGUGCCACAGCAUCGAUCGUGGUAAUGGACGAGCACCUCGCCUGGAGUCUGGGCGUAAAGUACCAACUCAUUGUUGUUGGCUUCCUGCUCAGCAUCAUGAAUCUUUGACUCGAUUACACUGCGCCGUUGUUCUUUCUUUGCUGCGAGGCUCGGGGAGCAGCGACUUUGCAGAACUUCGAAGCGAUCAUGCGCGCCACGCUUCUUGGAGAGAACAUCAGCUAUAUCUGGAGGGCCGUUUCUCUGCUGCUAAAGAUCUUGCCAAUAGCACUGAGCGUUGGGUACAAACUGUUCGUGGGCGGCAUCAGUACGCAUGAGAUUGGCGCCAGCGGCGAGAUGUACCCUAAGUUCUUCGGCUUGUACGCUCCUCCUGGAUUGGACUGGACUGGCCCGAUCCUGAUGACGAACGUGACUUUACCAUUCAUACAAGCGACAGCAACGAAUGUGUCUUUCUACUCUGCUGAAGGAGUUCCGAAGCUCGAUCCGCCGUAUCGCAAACUUCCUCGAGCGUAUGGUUACAACAUGCUUAUGCUUGACGAACACUCUGUCGCCAUGCUCGACACUCCAAAACCUGAGUGGGUGAGCCGAGUGCAAGCGGAUCUUGAAUUGGGAGAGCGAUGGAAUGUAACUGCAACAGUCACAGCCACCGUUUCUGUCAAGAAUGACACUGCCGACGAGUUUCGCAACCUGGAUCGAGACGAAGAUGAGGCGUACUGGGCAGGAUAUGGUGCCAUUGCGGGCCAAGAGUGGCCGAAUAGUACUUUCGCCACUGCGAACCGGCACAAUGGCUGGAGCACAGGUCUCAUGUCAAAUCGAGGCGGGCAAGGCGACGAGUCUUGGACUUAUAUUGGCCUGUACCCGAAUUCGGAGAAUUUCGAGCGGGAUCAAAGAGUGCUCCGAGACAAUAAUCUGAAUAUGGCAGAGCACUAUUUGCCCAACCUCAACCACUUCCUGGGACCGUUUACCGUACUUCGAAAUGACUCUAGGUGGAUUGCGCCCACCAUGACGGCAGUGGUUGCUUCGAUGAAGUGGUCGCUCAUUACCGUUGUGAACGACCCGUCCAGACCUGGCUGGGAUACGAACUGGGAUGGCAUCUACGCCAACACUGGACUGAAGUACACUGCAAGGCCUAAGAUCGUGUCUUCGAAAUUGACCUUACAAAGAUCAUACUUGAUUUUGCUACUCUUCGCAGUCCAGCCAACCAUGACACUCGCGAUGAUCGCAGGCAGUAUGAUGCCCCGCAAGGUCCCAGUGGGCAAGGGCUUUGGUAUCAUUGCCGUGUUGGCAGGUGUACGACCGGAAUCGUUGGGCAUUCUCAAGGGCGCAGGGUUCUCGGGCGAGGUGACGGAGCCCAUUCAAUUGAACAUUCACAUCGUAGAGGAUGAGAGCAGGUCGGCCAAGAUAGUCUAUACCCUGAGCGACCAAGGCCCGGGCCCAGCAGAGGAUUUACACCGACGUUGGCGAUAUAGCUAGUAGCUGUUGAGAUUGGGCUUGGACCAUUGCUUUUGUACCUCGCUGCUGCUCAAAAUGUCCAGCACGGAGAGCGUGACGAUAAGGCGAAAAUAUCAGAGCCCCAAGUAGCAUUCAAACAACCACUCGGGCAUGUAUUUCAUUGCAGCCGAACUCCAGACCUCCACUUUCUGUGCGACGGUGAUGUCGGUAGAUGGAUUAUGUGAUCCAACAGUCUCCAAUGUUGAAUUCUGAUUUCAAUCGGGCAAAUGCACUUCCAAAGUUCUUCAAAUGCUGGC
Messenger RNA from Cercospora beticola, 1758 nucleotides. RefSeq lists its product as uncharacterized. NCBI's taxonomy places the organism in Eukaryota, Fungi, Ascomycota, Dothideomycetes, Mycosphaerellales, Mycosphaerellaceae. The record is from RefSeq and is a predicted model, not a curated record.